AUGUCCAUCAAAGCCAUCACCACUCUCCUCCUCGCCGCGUCCUCCAUCUCCGCCGCCCCAACCCCCAGCAGCACCACCAACGACGAAGUCACACGCACCACCACCCUCACCGGCGUGACGCACUCCGUCGUCGCCGGCCUAGGCGGCCUCAAAUUCGACCCGGACAACGUCGUCGCUGAGAUCGGCGACAUCGUGGAGUGGCACUUCCUCCCCAUGAACCACUCCCUCGUGCAGUCCUCUUUCGCCGAGCCGUGCAAGCCGCUCGCCGACGGGACUGGCUUCUUCCCUGGCUUCGAGUUCGCCACACAGCAGGGCCAGGCGACGAACGUGUUCCAGAUUGUGGUCGAGGACAAGAAGCCCCUGUGGUAUUACUGCCCGCAGCAGAAGGGCAAUCACUGCCAGCAGGGCAUGGUGGGCGUCAUCAACCAGAAUUUUGAUAACCAGGAGUUUAGUCUGCGGAGGCAUAGGGAGUUGGCUGCCUUGACGGGCACGAGUGUUAUUCCUGAGGUUAAUGAUGUGGGCAAGGUUAUCCCUAACCCUAAUCCUAAUGGUGGAUUUUAA
Messenger RNA from Pochonia chlamydosporia 170, 561 nucleotides. Its product is annotated as plastocyanin-like domain-containing protein. The transcript has a single exon. The coding region runs from base 1 to 561 and encodes 186 amino acids. The record is from RefSeq and is a predicted model, not a curated record. Lineage: Eukaryota; Fungi; Ascomycota; Sordariomycetes; Hypocreales; Clavicipitaceae.